Molecule: messenger RNA, 2251 nt
Organism: Nasonia vitripennis (jewel wasp)
Lineage: Eukaryota; Metazoa; Arthropoda; Insecta; Hymenoptera; Pteromalidae
Product: putative ankyrin repeat protein RF_0381
Exons: 1
Coding region: 237-2159 (640 amino acids)
Cellular component (GO): cytoplasm; nucleus
Molecular function (GO): protein binding
Source: RefSeq, a predicted model, not a curated record
GAGAGUAUCGAUAGGCCUAAUCGUUAAGGCCGGCGGUAAAAUCGAGCCGUUGGCGAGACUUUAUUGUACCCGGUCCUGUAAUUUGUAUACCGAGAUAAAGCGUAUGAAUACAAGGAGCAUGCCUGCAUCCGUCAGUCAGUCUGAAGAGCGCAUCGCAGUUAGUACGUACUCUUUAGCAAUCUCUCCGAGUUUUCUCUGUUUCAAUAAAUUCAACGUGCACAAGUCCAGCAAAUACCAUGGCCACGACGAAAGAAGAACGCAAACGUAUACCGAGCCUAGGUGGCAAAAGUCAGCAGCGCACGAAGAAGCUGUUCCGUGCACUCGAAGAGGGCACCGUCGCCACGAUCAACCUGCUGUUCAAGGAGGGCGGCCUGCGGAUCAACGCUCGCACAUCAACCGGGCUAACCCUUCUGCAUGUAGCAGUUCUUUACGGACGCUGCAACAUGGUCAUCAGGCGUCUCGUUCGAGCAGGGUGUCCCAUCAAUUCCGCCGACCCUACAGGUGACACAGCUCUACACCUGGCCGUGAGAUACCGUCGGGCCCACAUCGCCGUUGAGCUGAUAAGGCUCGGCGCCAACGUUCGCGCCAGGAACAACCGCGAAGAAACUCCGCUUCGACUCGCCGUGACCAAAAAAAGCCAGGACCUUUUAGAUACGAUACCCAAUGGGGACAGACUUGGCGAGACUGACUUCGACGGCCUCGAAUCUCUUCUUCUGGCCACUGCAUCAGCGGAGUUGAAGCCGCGUUACUCGGUUCCGGCGCUCGUCGGCAGCUACGAGGACGAGACGAGCUACGACGAGAAGUUGCGCGAACUCGUGAAGGUGAUGCUGGAUGCUGGCGCGGACGUGAACGGCACCGACGUCAACGGCUGCUCGCCGAUCCAGUGCGCCGUCUACUCGGGUGACGUCGAGCUCGUGGAAGCUCUCAUCGACGCUGGCGCCCGCUUGGACAAUCAGAACUCCAUCGGCGCCACGGCCCUGCACGACGCGGUCGUGUGCGGUAACGAGGAGUUGGUACACUUGCUGCUCAGACGCGGGGCAAAUGCCGACGUGAAAACUUCAGGUUCGAACCAGACGGCCCUGCACUGGGCCUUAGAGUCUAACGUGGAGAAGAGCCAGAAAGGAAUCAUAAGAUGGCUAUUAGAAUUUCAAAGCGGUCUUGACCACGCGGACGCCAUUCCCAAGACGCCCUUCCAACUGUUCCUGGAGCUUGGUGACGUCGAGCUGGUGACUCUCCUUGUCGACGAGUACAAAGCGGACCUCAACAGGCUGGGAGCGAACGGAGGUAACGCUCUGACAUCGGCGGCCGAAAACCAGGAAGAACGAGUGCUGGAACUGCUGCUGCAGAGGAACGCCGGGCUCGACGUCAACCACAAAGACGCAGAGCACAUGACACCGCUGCAUUACGCGAGCGGGAUGUCAUUGCUGGGGAACGUUCGCCAGCUAAUCUCCAGAGGUGCCGAUGUCAACGCUAAGGACGUCUUCGACCGAACGCCACUGUUUCACUGCAUUCGCAAGCUGGUGAUGCCAUUCUCGGCUAUCGAGCGAGACAAUUAUAGAGAUGAAAGGAUUCAAGUUUUAAGACUACUGUUGGAGUGUGGAGCCGACGUGAACAAUCUCGCCGGUACGGAGUUGGAUGAUAAGAAGACGAUUCUUGAACUCGCGAUCCAGCUGAGACAUAUCGACAUGGCGUGGGAGGUGAUCAUCGAGCACGCUGCGGAGCUCGAGGCAAGGACGAGCAAAGCACUGUUCGACGAGCGCAACCUGCAAGCGAUCGAGAGUAAUGCAGAGGUCCAUAGCUAUUACCGGGAGUGCCGAGCUGAACUGGCGAACAUGAAGAGGACCAAAAUCGAGGGCAGCUUCGUCUCGUAUUUUUCAGUGCUUACGCAGCCGCUCGACGUGCUGGCAAACUACGCCAGGAACGAUGAGCUUGUCGAGAACUUUCAGUCCUACCUGGAGGAGAGCGACGCUUACCCGAUUUACGCGCCGAAGCUGAACGAGAAAUUCGACGCGGCUAUCGCCAGGCAGGAAACCAUCGGACGAACCCUUGAACUAUUGGCCGAGACGCUGCCGUUCGCUUCAUUAAAUGCUCCAAACGCAAUUUUGGAGAAUAUAAUGAAGUUCCUAAAUGAAGAUAAUAUUAAAAUGCUCAGCGAAUGAAUACGUAUAUAUAUAUAUAUAUAAGCCAAGUUGUCAAAUAUUUUUCUAAAUAAAAUAAGUAAUAAGAUACAAUUUUUGUGUUUGAUUCUUUA